AUGGUCGCACACAGUAUCUUCGAAGCAGCAAAGCUCGUCCGAGCUCGCCACGCGCCCGCGACCGCGGCCUCGCAAGGUGAGGCCUCCGGUCACAUCGACACCGGAAGAGUCACCAAGACCAUCGUGCGAAACCGCGGUCGUGUCGCCGGCAAUUACGAGAAGACACGAAGCAGCUACGGCAGUUUCCAGCCAAACAGCAUCGACUGGGCAAUCGAAGCCGAUUGGCUGAAGCCAUUCCUUGGUACCUCGCCGCCGCCCAAGGACCCGAUGAUGCUAAGCUCGACCUUGAAGCCUGCCGCCAAGAUCGUCUACAUCCUGAAGCACGAGCUCACUGAUGAUGACGCCAUCGCUUUGCUCGCUGGCUGCGGGAUCAGCGAUAAGUCGUCCGAUGAGUUUGCUCGCGCUAGACAGCGGACGAGGGACUAUCAGUCGGAGUUCCAGGCCGAGGUCAUGAGCGACUUCAUCUAUCCUCGGGUAGCCAUGAUCAUAUGCGGAUGGAAGGAGCAGGCUGCGAAUGCCGACAAGGCUGUCGAAGACCUUACCCCGGUUGAGCUCGAAGCUCUCUGGCAGGGCGACUUUGACAAGGACCCGGAACGUAUGGUGGCCGCGAUGUGGGGAGAUGUCGGCAAGUCGAUCCCAUGGGACAAGAUUUACAAUCUCGGCAUCGGUAACGCAGAGGUGAAGGCCAAGCUACAGGCUGCGAGAGACAUGUUCCGCGCCAAGUAUGUCUUCGCUUGCGAGCAGACGCUCAAGAUGCGUUACUGUGACCCCGCAGCGCUUGAAGACGACGACGAGGCGCUUUCCUGGAUGACUCCGGCUCAACGUUGCUAUGCCAAAUGGCGCGGCUUCCGCCACGACGAGCGCUUCACCGAUACCACCGUGGGCUACGCGAGCCUUCCGAUACACGGUGGACCUCCGAAUGAUCGGAGGAAGCAGUCAAGUGCUAUUGCAGUCCCGAAAAUGAAUGAGCACGACGCGGAGUUCAUGGCCGCACUCUUAAACAGCGAUUAUGAAGGGGAAGGCGAGGACGACGACGAGGAAGUUGACAUUUUUGCCGAUUGA
Molecule: messenger RNA, 1062 nt
Organism: Alternaria arbusti
Lineage: Eukaryota; Fungi; Ascomycota; Dothideomycetes; Pleosporales; Pleosporaceae
Exons: 2
Coding region: 1-1062 (353 amino acids)
Source: RefSeq, a predicted model, not a curated record